AUGCCUGAGCAUAUGCGGCACGUUCAGGAAUCUCAACGGGAUUUUCCUGGAAAUGCCGACGAAUACACUCUCCUACCUGGACGCAAGGGCCUGCGAGAACUCCGAGAUGGUCCAUCACAAAAGAAGCAGGCAGCGGCGUUCCGUGCCGCAACCGAAAAAUACCGCGCUGCGGAAAAUCGUCAAGGCUCAGGCAAUACUAACCCUGUUUAUUCUGGACAGCGCCGAGCGCACGAGGCCCCCGCCAGAUUGUUUAACCCAAGGAUUGCAAACCCGACAGACCCCAAGAAUCCAAUUAACACGCCCGACAAGGCAAUCCCGUCCAUGGACGUCAAAGUUAGAAACCCCCCACCACCUGCACGUUUUGGAAAAGGCCCUGGUAAAUCCGACCCACUUUGGGAUGGAAAGCCAGGUGAGAAAGGAAGGCCUAUAGACCCCGCUACCAACAAGCCGUAUACUACGGAGCAACCUCAAAGCCGGGUAUAUCUAGAGCCGAAGAAAACGGACGUGUUCAAAUCCGGGGGCGAAGCCGGUCCGGACAAGAAAACCGCGGGCAUUGGCCCACCCACAGAAAAACAGGCACUGACCCGACAACCUCCUCGACCGCAAAAUGGCGAUCACUGGGAGAGGAUGAAAAAGGCCGGCGAGUGGAAGCCCCCGGCACCACCUGCACCACCACCACAGCCAGAAAGCAAAGACGGCUCGAACAAGGGCCAAAGCACCUCCAAGAAUGUUGCUAACCCCAAGUUUGUUCCGCGCCCGCUUGACCCGAAGCAAAAACAGAGCCAAGAAGCCCCUGCCCGUCUUCCCAAUCCGGACAAUAAGCCAGACAAUCCUCCUCCUCCUCCUCCUUCCAAUCCUGGCAAUCUAGCAGAUACUAAAAAGACGCAACCCGCUGCAGACAAUGCGAAAAAGCCAGACACGAACAAGGCCAAACCCGCUAAUAAAACCAUUCCGCAGUCGUCCAGGGUACUUGGAUCCGCAACGAAGAAGGAUCAGCCUAAACCGACGCCCAAAACGAAACCGAGAAAGGCUGCCGGAGGACGAAGAAAGCUCGGUCGAAGGGGACAGUAG
Messenger RNA from Pyricularia oryzae 70-15, 1071 nucleotides. RefSeq lists its product as uncharacterized. NCBI's taxonomy places the organism in Eukaryota, Fungi, Ascomycota, Sordariomycetes, Magnaporthales, Pyriculariaceae. The transcript is spliced from 3 exons. The coding region runs from base 1 to 1071 and encodes 356 amino acids. The record is from RefSeq and is a predicted model, not a curated record.